AGAUAUAUGUUCUUGGAUGUCCUGAUCAUUUUCUAAAAGUCUGCUUCCUCAUAGUCUUUUACAGGCCUACUGAAUUUACAGUUAUUCUGCAUAAGUGAGUUUUGUAGACAUGGUGUGCCACCUCCAAUUUUACAAUAACUGAUUGUUUUAGAAUAUACUUUAUAUGCAUUUUCAGGAAGGAGAAGAUGCAGCAUAAGCAGAUAUUAUUCCCAGUUGAAUUACUGUGUCAGAGAACUAAAUGAAGUAUAACUGAAAUUGUCUCCUAUUACUAAGGUAUUGCUGAAAUCCUAAUGAACCGACCCCACGCGAGAAAUUCACUGGGAAAAGUAUUUGUAAAUGAACUGUUCAGUGCCCUGGAACAGCUGCGCUUCGAUGAGCAGGUGCGGGUGGUGGUGUUCAAGAGCCAGGUGAAAGGAGUGUUCUGUGCAGGAGCAGAUUUAAAGGAACGUGCAAAGAUGGAUGAUGCAGAAGUUGGAGAGUUUGUUAGAAGACUGAGAAAUCUUAUGGAUGAAAUAGCUGCCCUGCCUGUGCCCACGAUCGCUGCAAUCGAUGGCUACGCCUUGGGUGGCGGAUUAGAGCUGGCCCUGGCCUGUGACCUCCGCGUGGCAGCUUCAUCAGCUAAAAUGGGCCUUAUUGAGACCACACGAGGACUUCUGCCUGGAGCAGGUGGAACCCAGCGCCUGCCCAGAUGUGUUGGAAUAGGCCUUGCCAAGGAACUCAUUUUCACUGGCAGACAGGUUGAUGGAGAACAGGCAGCCUCCAUGGGGCUGGUAAAUCACUCAGUGCCCCAGAACAGCGAGGGAGACGCAGCUUACCAGAGAGCUUUGACUUUGGCUAAAGAAAUCCUGCCCCAGGCACCGUUUGCUGUGAAAAUGGGAAAACUGGCAAUAAACAAAGGAAUGGAGGUUGACAUUGCAUCAGGGAUGGCUAUUGAGGGGAUGUGUUAUGCCCAGAAUAUUCCCACCAAAGAUCGUCAGGAAGGGAUGGCUGCCUUCAGGGAGAAGCGACCGCCUCGGUUCACCGGCAAAUAACCCGUCCUGCUUCCCCUUGAGUGGCUGGAGAUCCACUGAUUUCUUAGGAUUAUUUUUAUUAUUACACCAUUCUGUGCACUUAGCUCCUUGCCUUGGACUGCAUUUCUAACUAUUCCACUGGAUCGUUUUUCUGUACAAAUAUCCAAAUAAAGAUUUAACUUUGUACUCCUGA
This is a messenger RNA of Agelaius phoeniceus (red-winged blackbird), 1203 nucleotides long. RefSeq names its product enoyl-CoA hydratase domain containing 2 (gene ECHDC2). Gene Ontology annotation, cellular component: mitochondrion. Gene Ontology annotation, molecular function: catalytic activity. Lineage: Eukaryota; Metazoa; Chordata; Aves; Passeriformes; Icteridae. The record is from RefSeq and is a predicted model, not a curated record. Gene Ontology annotation, biological process: fatty acid beta-oxidation.